Messenger RNA from Lathyrus oleraceus (garden pea), 1329 nucleotides. RefSeq lists its product as uncharacterized. The transcript has 6 exons. NCBI's taxonomy places the organism in Eukaryota, Viridiplantae, Streptophyta, Magnoliopsida, Fabales, Fabaceae. The record is from RefSeq and is a predicted model, not a curated record. The coding region runs from base 1 to 1329 and encodes 442 amino acids.
AUGUACUACUUAGAUGAUCUGUGCAAACAAGGAGUAGACAUCUCAGACUUCACCUUAGACUGGCUGCCAGAAUUUCCUCCAGAUUUCAUGAAGAGGACACGAGAACCAUCUGAGAAGGCAAAGCAGGCGAAGAGAGCAAAGCUGGGAGAAUCAUCUGGAUCAAGACCUCCAGUACCUCUGGUUGGAUCACCUGGUAAGUCUGUUCCUCUCCCUCCUUCUGUAAAAAUCAAACCAGUUGCUUCCUCACUCCCUCAACCUUUGCCCAUAUACACAAACUCUAAAACUCCUCCCUCAACCUCUAGACCCUCUAACCAACAUUCCCAAAAAUUAAACCUUGCCACCACAUCUCUACCUGUUUCAGAAGCAGAAAUGCUGAACGAAACCACUUCACCCUCCUCAUCACCAUCUCCAGAAUCCCCACCUUACUACACCCUCUCAUCUAACAUUGAACCUUCUGAUCCUCAGUCUCCAACUCUGGCUCAGCUUCAACACUGUGCUCUGGCCUCUCAACAGCCAACACACUCUAGCCCUGAACCAGAAGAGCGUCUAGCCAAAGAAGCUAAGGAGCGGGCAAGAAAGGAAGCUGAAGACAAAGUAAGGCAAGAAGAACAUCAGAAAAUCAAAGAAGCUGAGGCCAAAGCUCUAGCUGAUGAUGAUGAUGCUGCUGAAGCUGAGGCAAAAGCCAAAGCUGCCGCUGAAGAAGCAGCUCGUCUUGCUGAAGAGUCUGCUGCCAGAGUCAGAAACGAUGCAUUGACUCAGGGGGAGUCCUUUACCUUCGUCCCUCUGGUACUGAAGACUCUUGAAGAGCUGCAGAAAGAACAAAAGAUACAAAGUAUUAAAGGAUCAGACACCGUUGAGAAAGAAGUACAUCCAAGAAGUUCUGACUCUGAUCAAAGAAAGACAGAAAAAGAUCCAGAAGCUCCAACAAACUACUGGUCUCAGACUCUGAUACUUAAGAAGACUAGUACUCUGAGAAGCUCUGAUAAAGUCAGACGUGAUCAUCCUCUGAAGAACAACUCUGGUCUCCUACUUGGAGAUUCCGAGGACGGACCUUCUUGUCCAAUGCCCUCUUCGUCUGCUUCUGGUACAACUGAUCAUGGAAAAGAACUAGAAAGACUAUUGCAUGUAAGACGACGAAAAGCUAGGCUGGAACUUUCAGAAGCAACCCCCAUUGUUUCUGAGUCUGAAAAAGAAGAAGCUGUUUCAGUUCAUUCGGAAGACUCCGAAACCGUUUCUGAACCAAUAGCUGAAGCUCCACCUCCCGUGGAAAGACUUCUGGGUGACUAUGGAGGUGCAAAUGCUCCUAUUGGAAGCUACACCCUUCAAUGA